Molecule: messenger RNA, 2146 nt
Organism: Paramecium octaurelia
Lineage: Eukaryota; Ciliophora; Oligohymenophorea; Peniculida; Parameciidae
Source: the annotation of a GenBank genome assembly
AUGUAAAAUUUUCAAGAGGAAACUCUUGUGCGCUCACUCAUCUCCAAUAUCUGCAGACCCAUAGUUGAAAAGUAAUCAAAGCAUCCUAAUAUAGAAUUGAAAAUAUUCAGAAGGAAAUCGAAUGCAUCCAGUUCUCCAUCCAUCAGCACGACAGAAGAAUAGAUAUUUUGUCAGAUAAAUCCGAUCAAUCAGCAUAUGACAAGUAAUACCCUCUCACUUAUAGUAGCAAACUCAAUAACGAUGCAAUUAGCAAUCUCCGAAAGAAUAUCCAGGAUGAUGAACAAAAAGUGUUUGAUAUGGAAAGGCAUUUCAAUUUGGAGUUCAAUAAAACCCGAUUGGAAUAGGGAGCCAUCAAAUUGGAAUAAGAAAACCAAAAGAAGGAGAUCAAAAUCUUAGGUGACGUCCAACAGAGCUUAACUGAGAGACUUGAAAUAUACAAUAAUUAUCUAAGUCAGAAAUUGUAUCAGCAAGAAUUUUCAAUUAACAAUGUCGACACUUCAAAUUCGAAAGUGGUCAAGCAGUUAACUGAAACUAAUCUCAAAGUAUCUAAUCACCAUAAAAUAGAAUCAAGAAGAUAUAUCCUCUCUAAACUCAUAAACUAAAGAUCUCUUAUCCAAAAUUUAAUACAAUGAAUAAGAGAUCCUCAAAAUUCAAUGUAGUAAAUAAUGGAUGCAAGAUAUGAUCGUAGAAUUAAGAUAAAAAUCCCAAUUCUUUUUGACUAUCGAUCAAAUAGAUGUGGUGUAGCAGUAAUAAACACCCAUAAGAAUUCAACCUAUUAAUAAUAAUUCAACAAUCUAAAAGUAUUAAUCACAUUUUUAUUAGUUAAGUUGAUUUAGAAGAAAUUUAAGAAAUUAUUGAUGAUAAAUUUCUAGAACUAACAAAUGUGAUUAAUACUUAAAUUCAAUAAUCUCAAGAAUAACUUAAAACCUAAUUAGAUGAAUUCAAAAUAACAUUAGUUAAACUUAAAAACGAAUGUGCCAAAAAUGUCUAAUCUAUCGAUUCCUAUAUUAAGGAUUCAAAUGAAAAAAUACAAAAUGCCAUAAAUGUAGCCUAGGAUUCAAAAAUAAUGUCAAAAUAGCGAAUUAACCAACUUGAUGAAUUAAUCUAAAAAUAACUCCAGAAAAUUACUUUAGAUAUUUAAACUAUUUAAACCAAUAUAACUGGACUGGAUCUUAGAAUGGCUGAAACCCAUAUAAAAGUAGUUAAUGUAUAAGAAAAAUAACAUGAAAUACAAGUGCAUCAAACAUCAUUUUAAUAUCUGCAUAAUCAAAAUGAAGUUCUAAAUUAUAUGCCUACGAAACAAGAUUCAUUGUAUUCUGAUUCCUUUCUAAACAACAAUGUAGCUGCUUAAAAAAUGCCAAAAACAGAGGAAACUAUUUAAGCUUAACCUGCUUAAUAGAUUCAAAUGAAAAAAAAAGUAGAAGUCCAAAUUUAGGAAACUGAAUAGAUGAUGCCGAUAACUAUAUAGAAUUUGGAUGAGGAGGAUCUCUAUACGAAGAGCCUACCCAAAAUUCAAAAUGAUAUUAUUAAACUUAAGUCGGACUUUUUUAAUGAAUAACAAUACAAUCAAAAUCAAAUGGCUAAAUUAUUGAAAUAAAAAUCAAUCACUGAUUAAUCAAUUAAAGAUAUUGAUUAAUAAUUAAGAUAGUUUAAUUAGUAUUUCAAUGUGAUUUUCUCUUUAAUUUUACAUAAUGAAUUAAUUGGAACAGAUAAUCAAGCAAAAAUCAUAGGAAAUGGAUUUAAAUUUGAAUUCAUACCCUUUCAAUAAGACGAAAAAACAAUCAUGAGUUAUUAAAAUAAUAAGAUUGCUAAGGUGGAUCUACUGAUGAAAACUAUCACUAGUAGUCAUUCCAUUAUUAGAAAAUAAAGAUAAAAUACAUUCGAUUUCCAAUAAGAUAAUAAAAGGAGACUUGAAACUGAGACAAGUCGAGAAUUAAAAAGUACAAUUUAUACAUAUCAUAAUAGCCAUGUAUAGCAAUAAGAAGUAUAGAUUAUGGGAUGACAAAUAAAUCACUUAGACUGAGAGACUUAAUUUAUCUGUGGAUGCUAAUGCAUAUUAACAAUUACCAAAGUAGAAGGUAAAGAAGGUUCUCGUGAAGUAUAAGAGGUUAUUAAGCUGAUUUAUUAAUUUAUAUUAUAAUAUAAA